This is a messenger RNA of Ipomoea nil (Japanese morning glory), 2598 nucleotides long. RefSeq names its product pentatricopeptide repeat-containing protein At3g62890-like. Gene Ontology annotation, molecular function: protein binding; zinc ion binding; RNA binding. The record is from RefSeq and is a predicted model, not a curated record. Gene Ontology annotation, biological process: RNA modification. NCBI's taxonomy places the organism in Eukaryota, Viridiplantae, Streptophyta, Magnoliopsida, Solanales, Convolvulaceae. The transcript has a single exon. The coding region runs from base 134 to 2524 and encodes 796 amino acids.
GCAAAGACAGAUUUGUGUUUCAAAAACAGGCGCGCAAUCAAGCUAGAAUACUCUGUUUAUUCCAUUCCUUCAUCAUACCUAAAAAGACAAACAGCUGCUUUGUGUUUAUACAUGUAUACGAGAAUACACAUAUAUGAAUUUCGCAAAGCUGGGUGUUUCUGCAGCAAUCAAAUCCACCGUUUCCUUGAAACCCGUCGCGACAGUCACCAUAAACCUCUCAAUUUUGGAGUCUCUUCUUCUUCACUGCCAGAACCUCAAGCAUUUCUGGCAAAUUUUUUCACAGAUGAUAUCCACUGGAUUCAUCAAAGACACAUAUGCGGCAAGCAGGGUUCUCAAGUUUUGCACUGAUUCCCCCUUCAUUGGCAUCAACUGCACUGAAAACAUAUUCACUCAGAUCGAAAACCCGAAUGGGUUUUCCGUAAACACCAUGAUGCGAGCUUACCUGCAGCAAAACAUGCCCCAAAAUUCCAUCUUUUUGUAUAAAUCGACGUUGAGGGAAACUCUGUGUGUGGAUAAUUAUACGUUCCCAAUUCUUUUCCAAGCUGCCACGCUCCGGUGCUCGGUGCUGGAGGGUGGAGAGUUGCAUAGUCAUGUCGUGAAAAUGGGUUUUGGAUCAGAUGUUUAUGUUCGGAAUACUUUGAUAAACAUGUACGCGGUGGGUGGGAAUAUGGGUGAUGCGAGGAAGGUGUUUGAUGAAAGUCCUGUGCGGGACUUGGUUUCCUGGAACUCGAUCUUGGCAGGGUAUGUUCAGGCGGGGAAUGCUGAAGAAGCAAUGAUGGUAUAUGAUCAGAUGCCUAGGAGGAAUGUGAUUGCCUCGAAUUCUAUGAUUGUGUUGUUGGGUAGGUGCAGUAGGGUGGCGGAGGCUUGCCGUUUGUUUCAUGAAAUGGACGAAAAGGAUUUGGUUUCAUGGACCGCUUUAAUUUCUUGCUAUGAGCAAAAUGGGUUUUAUGAAGAGGCUUUGGAUUUGUUUGUUCAAAUGUGUGUCAAAGGGAUUGCUAUGGAUGAGGUUGUGAUGGUUAGUGUGUUCUCAGCUUGUGCAAAUUUAUCGGUUCUAGAGACUGGGAAAUUGGUUCAUGGUUUGGUUGUUAAAGUUGGUUUUGAAUCUUAUGUCAACCUUCAAAAUGCUUUAAUUCAUAUGUAUUCCAGCUGUGCAGAUGUAAAUGCUGCACAAAAUAUGUUCGAUACAAGUGAGAAUCUGGACCAGAUUUCUUGGAAUUCAAUCAUCUCUGCCUAUGUGAAAUGUGGUUCAUUGGAAAAAGCCAGGGUGUUAUUUGAUUCCAUGCUUGAGAAGGAUCGUGUAUCGUGGACCACGAUGAUUUCUGGGUAUGCCCAACACGAUCAGUUCUUCGAGACUUUAGCUUUGUUUCAAGAAAUGCUGCACAUAGGCGUUAAGCCUGAUGAGACAACUUUAGUUAGUGUGGUUUCGGCUUGUACUCGCCUUGCAGCCCUCGAGCAAGGCAAAUGGAUUCAUGCAUAUGUAAGGAAGAACGGGCUUAAGGUUAAUGUCAUUCUAGGUACCACUCUUAUUGACAUGUACAUGAAAUGUGGAUGCACAGAGAAUGCAAUGGAGGUCUUCCAUGGAAUGGAAGAAAGAGGAGUUUCUUCCUGGAAUGCUUUAAUUCUAGGGUUGGCCAUGAAUGGGCAGGUACAAAGAUCACUUGAAACAUUUGAAGAAAUGAAGAAACGCGGAGUGACUCCAAAUGAGGUAACCUUUGUGGCAGUUCUUGGUGCUUGCCGACAUAUGGGCAUGGUAGACGAGGGUCGCCAAUAUUUCGAUUCCAUGGUGAAAUCGUACAGCAUUGAACCCAAUUUAAAACACUAUGGGUGUAUGGUUGACUUACUCGGGCGUGCAGGAUUGCUCAAAGAAGCUGAAAAACUCGUCCAGACUAUGCCUAUGGCUCCAGACGUUCCCACUUGGGGUGCUUUGCUCGGAGCCUGCAAAAAGCACGGUGACAGUGAAAUGGGAGAGCGGGUUGGCAAAAAACUCCUCGAGCUUCAGCCCUACCAUGACGGGUUUCAUGUCUUGCUGUCCAACAUAUACGCUUCAAAGGGAAACUGGGACAAUGUGGAGGGCGUGAGAGGCGCAAUGAUGCAACAGGGUGUGGUUAAAACCCCCGGGUGCAGUAUGAUUGAAGCAGAUGGGAUUGUUCAUGAAUUCUUUGCGGGAGGAGACAAGUCUCACCCCAAGACAAAGGAAAUCGAAGUAAUGCUAGAUGAAAUGGUGAGUCGAUUGAAAACUAUGGGCUAUAAUCCGGGAACAGAAGAGGUUCUUCUCGAUAUCCAAGAAGAGGAAAAAGAAAGUAGUCUAUUCAGACAUAGCGAGAAGCUUGCAAUCGCGUUUGGGCUCAUUUCAUCUCUUCCGCCAACACCAAUAAGAAUAAUGAAGAACUUGCGUAUCUGUAGCGAUUGCCAUUCUGCAGCUAAACUGAUUUCCAAAGCGUAUAAUCGCGAAAUCGUGAUCAGGGAUAGGCAUCGCUUUCAUCACUUCAAGGAUGGUUCUUGUUCUUGCAUGGAGUUCUGGUAAUCUUUUUGACUUGGCUCUGUUAGAUAAGCUGGCAGAACAUGAUAGAUACAGUAAUGAGGGUAAAUUUCUAACAA